UGUCUCUCUAAUCCACACCGUUCGUUCGCCUUCUUAGUUCUUCCCAUCCCACGCCCUAAUUUCUUCUCCUUCUUCUUCUCAAUUGCUUCUCACGACCAGCAUCACUCCGAGGACGACGCUGAAAAUCAAUCCCUAAUUACAAGAUGAGCCGACCAAUGGAGGAAGAUGCUACUACUAAGAAUGAGGAAGAGGAAUUCAACACUGGUCCACUUUCUGUUCUCAUGAUGAGUGUUAAAAACAACACUCAGGUCCUCAUAAAUUGUCGCAACAACAAAAAGCUAUUGGGACGUGUAAGGGCCUUCGACCGGCAUUGUAAUAUGGUUCUGGAAAAUGUUAGAGAGAUGUGGACCGAGGUACCAAAAACUGGGAAGGGCAAGAAAAAAGCUCAACCUGUUAACAAGGACAGAUUCAUCAGUAAGAUGUUCCUGAGAGGAGAUUCCGUCAUUAUCGUUCUUAGGAAUCCCAAGUAAGAAAAGCUGGCUAUCUCAUAAUAUGUUCAGUUUGAAUUCUUCUAUCAGACUCCUUACGCUUGCUGAUGAGAAACUACAAACUUUCAUUUGAUAGUCUAACCUUCUGCCAAGUUUGUUUGGAGCUAUGUUAGUUGUAGUUCUUUUGAAUUUCUCUCUUUUGUUUCCAAGCCGUUUGCCAAAUAGUGUAACUAUAGAACUCCAUGAAGUGUAUCAGUYAGGUGUCAGAGAUUGUUGAGUAAAAAUCAGAUACUUCCUGCAAUAUUUGUGCUUUAACGUGUGUAGCAGCCUUGGUUAAGGACGUCAUUUUGUUUUGUUCGACAAGUGAUAUUAUCUUUCAGAAUUAUGAGAAUCCGGGCUUGGAAGAUAA
Molecule: messenger RNA, 837 nt
Organism: Momordica charantia (bitter melon)
Lineage: Eukaryota; Viridiplantae; Streptophyta; Magnoliopsida; Cucurbitales; Cucurbitaceae
Biological process (GO): RNA splicing
Cellular component (GO): small nuclear ribonucleoprotein complex
Molecular function (GO): RNA binding
Source: RefSeq, a predicted model, not a curated record